GUCGUUGUUGUUGGACCGUUAUAUUACCGUUAUGCUUCAUCUGAAAAGAAAUAUUUGAGCAAUAUGUCGAGUCCAGGUGUAGGAUUCGAGCGGGUUUACGUAAAUACCGAUAUAUUUCAAAACACAGAACAACCAGAAGGAAGAAGUGGGCAUUCUAUGGUAGCCGAUGAAUCGAAUUUAUACGUUUUCGGGGGCUACGUCCCAGCAUAUGACCGACCUUGUGACAGUAACGUCACACACAACGAGUGCAAUAAAUCCAAAAUUCUAGUCGAAGUCUGGAGAUUUAAUUUUGCUACUAGAAAAUGGACGCAAUUAGAAGCAGAAGGUAUUCCAGAUACAUGUGCAUCGAGCUGUUUAGCACUUCAUGGCAAAAAAUUAUUUGUCUAUGGUGGAACAGGAUAUCCUUUUGGACAGAUGAUGAGUAACACUAUAAAGGUCUGUGAAUGUCGCCAUGUCAGUAAAUCAGGUGCUGGGAGUUACUGGUACUUGAUUGAAACAAACCCUAACGUUUAUAAUGCACUAGACAGUGGCGAUAACAUGCCUCGUAGAGCGUACGGGCAAAGUCUAAUAUUUCACGAAAAUAAUAUUUACACUUUUGGUGGUGCUAUAGGAUUCCACGAAGAGGCUGUCGCAGAACUGCAUAAACUCGAUGUUCAUACAAAGAGCUGGGAAAGACUGGCCCCAUCAGGAGAUUUACCAAUUGGUCGAUAUAAACAGGAAGUAGCCUGUGAUAAAGACAGAUUUUAUUUAUUUGGUGGUGGCAGACUUCACUAUGCAGAAACGCUGGCCAUCGUCUAUGCUUACCACUUUAAGAAUAAUCGGUGGGAUGCAGUAGCAACACGUCCCGAUUCUAAAUAUGGUUAUCCAAAAUGUCGAUGUAGUUUUAGUUUAGUUGAAGUGGAAUCAUCCAUCUAUGUGUGUGGAGGCAUAACUUACAGUUACGGAAAUACUCAACAAUCACUGGACGACAUUUGGACUAUUUCGUUAAUUGAUUUUCAGUGGAGAAAACUCUCAGUUCGUCUUCCAGAGCCAUUAUACUUCCAUCGUGCCUCAGUGUCUCCUUCUGGGUUCAUGUAUUUAUUUGGUGGAGUGCUGCCCUCUGGUCAACGGUCAAAUCAAAUCUAUCGCUGGCGAAUACCUCAUCACAUUUCGCCAUUGUCUGAACUUUGCUGGGAAACUGUCACAAGAAAUUUUAAAUCAAUUGACAAAGAGACACAGUUGUGCCUGGAGAUGUAUUAUGGCAUUCCAAACAGGUUCACAGAGAGGAUAUUCUAAAUAGGCCAAGGGCCUGUUUCACGAAAUUUUAACUAUGAUAAAAUCCAGAUUUUAGUAGUUGAUUGAAUAAUAUUAGAUAGAUUUUAGUGCUUAGCCAAUCAAAAUUGAAGUAUCUACUAAAAUUUGGAUUUUAUCUGUAGUUAAGAUUUCGAGAAAGCGGGCCCUGGAGCAUAUUAAAAUUUGAAUGAGGCUCACACGGUUUUUAAUUUCUGGAAUAUUGGCUGGUUUUAAUUAAGGCCUGUGCAGUUUUAAAAUGUCAGAAUGUUUGAUAAUUUAGAAUGAUUGAUAGUUUAAAUUUCAGGAAUAAUUGUUGCAGGACAAUAUUUGCAUAAGGCCUAUGAAAUCUUAAAAUUGAAAAUCUUCCAUUGUACUGUAAGAAAACUUUCAGGAAAUGUUUUAAUGUGUUCUUAAUUUAUUUAACCAUUUAUAAGAAUCUUGACUUGGUCAUUUUUAUACAAAUUAUGUUAUUCCUUUUUUAAAAUUUUAAAGAUAUUAUGUGAGUACAAAAUUUGGUUAUUUUAUUUAUGGUUAGCCAGUGUUGUUUUAAUCUAUUUAUGUGAAUAGCUUUUAUAACCUAUACACAUAUGCAUACCAAAUAAAUUAUUUGUGUAAGUUAUUUUUUUCAACUUUCAAAUAUAUAAUUCUUAUAUUAAAAUCCCCGAAAGAAUUAAUGCAUAUUUUUAUUACAUAGAUUUUUUUAAAAUGGGUGCAUUAAACAUACAUUAUGCAAGAGCUAAAUCUGCCUAUUGCAGGUCUUUCUUUAGGCCUGAAAUGUUUUCUCCGAUAUUAAAUAGAUUAGAACAAUUCAGCUAUAUUUUGAUUUAAGCUAAAAAUGGAGGAGCGAGACUUAGCUUCAAACAACCAGUACAGUGGUUGAAAUUAUUGCACACGUCUUGUCACACCUACAAAGGCUAAUAUCUUCGCUCGCAAUAGAGUAAUUUGAAUUAAAUUUUCAAAUUAUUCAUUUUACAUUAUCGCUUUUAGAACUAUUAUAGCAAGCUAGAAUGGCUAGCUCUUUCUCUAAAUCUUACAUAAUGUAUCUUUAAGCCUAAUAAUCAAAAUAGAAGCAAAUAAUUUCAGAUUGAAUGAACAGAUGAUUUUAGUCUACGCAAUCUGAGUAUGUGAUAUCCGUCCAGUCUGAAAAUUAACUUUAUCAAAUUUAUACAUACAUAUGAACCUGGUGAAGUUGUAUAGGGCAGAACUCAUGACAUAAUUCUAACUCUUAACCCAGUAAUGUAUAUGUAUGCUGGCUUCGGUGCAUGUAACUUCUUACUUUACAAUUUUAAAUAUAAAUUGGCUAUUUACACACGUGAAAAUACUAAUUUUAUCAAAUAUGACUCAUUUCUUAAAUAUUGCAUUUCCACUAUUUACUUUCAAUUUACUAUCAAACUAUCAGCAGUAAGUAUUCACUUGGCUGUCAAUAUCACUGAUAGAGAUGACAUUGGGACAAGUUUAAUUUUUUUUAUUUAUUAUGAAUGGGUACAUAAAAAAAGUAUGCGAAGGAUUAAAAUGAGUAAUUCUGCCCAAACAAGUUUGUAUUACUAUGUCUGAAACAGCAUGUGUUAUCAACACCUUAUGGUCAGAUAUUUGCACAGUGGUUAUCACUGUGACACAGUUUGGGGUAGUCUGUAUCAAAGCUGAAAACACACACUAUAAUGAUCUCUGCUAAUACAUUGUAAUCUUCUCGACAUUUUAAUUUCAAGAUUUUAAUAACAAGGCUUUUUAAAACAUAGAAAAUAUUUUCAUAAGAGUACAGAUUCCAGAAUUUAAAAAAAAAAAAACUUUUAGAAACCAAUAAAUUGAUUCCUUGGUCGUGUAAAAUUAAAAAAUUAUUUUUUAAUUUUAAUACUUACUGAUUUAGAAAUGUUACCAAUAAAACGCUGAAAACGGAACAUGAGUCAAUUUAUUGUUAACAAUGUUGAUUUUGUGCUUGAAAUGUUGAUGUUAGAAUACAGAAACAUAGAUCAUCAGUUUAACAUAAAUUGCUAAUUUACUAUAUUUAAAUACUGGUAAGAAGUUGCAUGUAUAAAAGUACCGGGUGAGCAUAUUGGCAAAAGAAAUACUAGGUUUAAAAAAAUUGCUACAAGUAAUUGACAUUGAAAUUUAUAUUUAUCACAUGUUUUCUGAAUUAAUGUUUUACAUGUUUUAAGAGAACAAUGUAAUCUUUUAUUGGCAUUUAGUAACUGGAUAGACCAAAACUAUAACACAUACUUAUGGAAAGACGUCUACUUCUUUAUUUAGACGAGGUUUCGAAGAGUAAUCUCUCAGUGUUACCGGUAUUUUCAAAUUCCCAUCUUCAUUUGCCCAUGAAUGGUAAUAAGUAUUUAUUUAUUUAUUUUCGAUUAUUAUUUAUUUUAAAAGGCGUAUAUAUAUCUAUUCUUUGGACAAAAAUGGAUUGGGACAUUCAAGUUUUUAAAAUUUUAUUGCAAUUUCUAUUCAGAUGUUUGGUAAAGUAUAUGUAUGAAGUCCAGUUUACAAGUUUUUCUUUUAGUCGUUUGUGAAUCAGCUAUUGUUAAUUAUUUCGUCAUCAGCUUGUGGGAUAUGAUUUGCUUUUGUAGGGCACCAAUUGUCGUGAACUGAUUUUAAAAUGUCCAUUGCAAAUAAAUAUUGGAUAUCAUGAGCCCAUAUUUUCAGCGUGAUAACAGUAUCAAUAUUUAUUGAAAUUGAUAAAUAUUGAAUUCUAAUUGAUGUUUUUAAUGUUGAAUAUUAUGGGUAAUAUUGAUUUAGAGCUAUAUGCCCUCUAAGAGUUUAAAAUGUUCACAAAUAGAGACCAUGGUAAUGAUUUGAUUGAAGACAUAUAGUUUUAGAUAUUUUGCAGAAGCAGAAAUAGCAUUAAAAUAGCUUCUUUUUUUUUACAUUACAAGAACCAUAAAAUGUUUUUUGUAAUAAAAUUUAAUAUUAUUGAUCAUUAUUUAAUAUUUGUUUUUAAUUUAAUAUUUAUUUGUGUUUAUUAAUAAAAUGGCUAUUCAUUGUAUGAUAUUUUAUUUAAUGUUAGCUUAUAACAAUGAGUUGAACUGGUUGUUAGUUACAUGUAUGUGUGUUGUUUACAAAUAAUAUUCUGAUUAAUAUUAAAGGAGCAAAAACAUCUCUGAUUUAGGUCAAAAUAAAGUGGUAAAUUUGGUUUUAACAGCUACUUUUAUCAACACAUCAAAUUUAAUUAAAAUGACACAUUUUAUAUUUAACGAAUAUUUAAUAGUGGUACAGAUUUUGUUCCAUUACUAAUCAAAGAAUCAUCAAAUUUAACAAAUCCAAUAGUUUAUUUUGACCUAAAUCAAAAAGGUUUAACUCCUUUAAUUAAUAUUAUUGUUUAUCGGUAUGGAAAUGUCCAGUGCAUUUAGGGCUGUUUAAACCCGUCUUAUUGUGCCUUCUUAUUUUAUCUAAAGUUACUUCAUUGAACGAUUAAAUUAAUCUUUUAGGAUUGAUUCCAUUUCAGAUUGAAAAUACAUUAUAGAUUAUUUUGGAAUGUUAAAAUUGCAUUGGCAAGUGGAAAACAAACUUAAAUUUGUGAUUUUAAUCUUGUGUAUAUUUAAACUAGAUUGUAUGCAAAAUUUGAGAUAAAUCUGCCACGCCAUUUUUGAUAUAUAAAUGUUUUAACUGUUUUGAAUUUUUGAGGAACCUCAGUGUGUAUAAGUGUGUACAUGUUGUUCAUUUGUUGAUAUUUAUUGUAGUAUCUAGUAGUUUAUGACCACAAUGCUUCACAAAAUUUAAAAAGAAUUUGCUAAAAACGAUGAACGACAGACACGGUGAUGACAAUACGCGACACUGAAAUGUGGGCGGAUAAAAACUUAUAAUAGGCCUUUACCAUUAGGAAGUGAAAGCCUAGUAAUAAUAAUUUUAUUAAGAACAGUCUUUCACCAUGACAGAAACUUGGUGCCUCGAAAUGUGAUAGAGAGAGAGAGAAAUGGGGUUUAACGUCCACUCGACACAAACUAGGUCAUUUUGGGACUAACAUAUGGUUUAAUUUUAUUUUCAUAAUUCGCUUGCGCGUAGGGGUCUUUAGCAGUGGGAGGAAACCGGAGGCCCCGGAGAAAACCCACGAGGUUGGACAUGCGACCCUACUCCUUGCCACGUACAAUCGAGGAUUCGAAACCACACCAGUCGACUCAAUGACAGACUUUAUGAUACAGCGCGCGCACGCUAACCAUUCAGCCAUCCAACCCCCCUCGAAAUGUGAUGUUUAUGAGAAGUCAUUUAGCUUACUAGGGAAUCGUUGGCAAAAUAAAAACAUACAACCUCCUGUUCGCAUCAGAUUAUUGGUAAGGAUUGUCUGAGAAAGGAGAAAGGUAGCAAGUCUACAUCUGGGAACAAAAUUGCAUCAAAUUUAACAACUUUCUAGAAAAUAGAAAAAUAUAGUUUCAAUUUAUUGAUGAAUAUUGGUGGAAAUGAUCAAUAAUUUAUGAAAAAAAAAAUAGCACAAUUUCUACAAUUUUGUUUAUGACAAUGGCUAAGAUUUAAACAUAUCUUAGAAAUUCAGUCUUUCGUUUCUGCCAGUUCAUUUUCCAGCCGCAGAAUCUCUGUAAAGAGUGGCAAAUAAGUAAUACUUUUUUUCAUUUGUCCUUUCAGAAGAUCAAAAUCCAUCUGUGUGUCGACAGCCUCCUUGCAAAGUUGGUAAUGUUGUUGAAACACGUCCAUGCCAAGUUUUUUCUGUAGAUAAAGAGUUAAGGUGGCAUGGGCUCGACUUUCACAUGUCUUACUCUCCAGCAUGGCCAGGUAUAACAUAUGUACAUUCUGUACAUUAACAACAUUCUCUGUAAAGUCAACAAAAAAAAACAAUUAUAAAAAGCAGUUAUGUCUCGACAGCUGCUUAUACAAAAGGAAAAUUUGGAUGCUGACUAAUUUUGAUAAGGAAGGUCUACAAGAAAUCUGAUCUGUGUGGUGUUACAGAGCUUGGAAAAAUUUGUUAACAAGCAAGAUUGCCGACACUUUCAUGACCACAAUAAUCUACACCAAAUUUGAAAAGAAACUGUUAAAGAUGGCCAUGCAAAGCAUGGCAAUACACCAACCAGGGCUUCCACUUCAAAAUUUUCACUGUGGGCCAUUUUUGAUAUCGCACGGAAAAUUUGCAAAUUAAAAUGAUAUUUCUUUUGUACUUUUAAUUAUGGUACAGUAUUGUAAAUUUAUGCAUCAUUACCACUUUACACAAAGAAUUUAUUCACAGCAUGUUUCUCACAUUUAUCAGUUUUAGACCAUCUCUUGCAGUAUUACUAAGCGCAGAAUUGUGAUGUAAAUCCUAAUAUUGAAUAACUAAUUCGAAUAACAAGCUAACUUCACACAGCGCACUCUAGAAUAUGAUUAGUCAUGCAUAUUAAGAGUAGACAUUAUAACACUGCACUAAUUUGACAUGUGGAUCAUCAAUGUUACUAUAAAAUAGCACUGGAAUAUGUAAUCUU
This is a messenger RNA of Patella vulgata (common limpet), 6665 nucleotides long. Its product is annotated as kelch domain-containing protein 10. The record is from RefSeq and is a predicted model, not a curated record. The transcript has 2 exons. Gene Ontology annotation, molecular function: protein binding. NCBI's taxonomy places the organism in Eukaryota, Metazoa, Mollusca, Gastropoda, Patellidae. Gene Ontology annotation, biological process: positive regulation of stress-activated MAPK cascade. Bases 64 to 1275 code for a protein of 403 amino acids.